AUGGAGCAGCUAACUGAGUUUGUCUCGAAAUCCUUCACGCUGGAUCGUGCCCUCGCAACGACAGUUCCCGUGACUCCUAUUCCGUUAGUGCUUCCUCCUGUGGGACAAUCUGCUGUGACGGCAAAGACACCUUCGGCCAAGAGUUUAUCGUUCACGGCACAGAAUCUGGCAACCCCUGCUUCGAAAGAAAGACCUCGAGUGGAAUCUCCGACUGCGAGGACGUCGCCGGUUCCACUAGAUGUGUCUCGUCGGCGAUCGUCCAGUGACGCCGAGCUGGACAAGGAGGAGGACGAUGGCGAAACGUCCAGGGGAAGUUCAGUCGCUUCACCCGAGCCUGACACGAUCAGCAGAGCUAAACUCCUCCGAAAGGACGGAUCUCCACCUCAUCUCCAACGGCCACCGUCCUGCGGAAGGCUAGAGGUCAAGUCCGAGACCCUGUCGCCUUCUGAGACUCCCAGGGAAGAAAACGGAGGGAUAUCCAGCAGCAGCAACAAGGUGAAGCAAAGGCGAUCCCGAACAAAUUUCACACUGGACCAGUUGAACGAACUGGAACGCUUGUUCGACGAGACCCACUACCCUGACGCCUUCAUGAGGGAAGAGCUUUCGCAGAGGCUCGGAUUGUCUGAAGCACGAGUACAGGUGUGGUUUCAAAAUAGGAGGGCGAAAUGCAGAAAGCAUGAGAGCCAAAUGCAAAAGAGCCUAAUGCUGGGCACGAGCACACCGAUCGAGUCAUCGCGCAUUGCCCCUUACAUCAACGUGAGCGCGACCCCGCCCCCUCCGCCCCCGGCGGCGGCAGCAGCAGCCGCAGCGGCGGCGGCGGCGACUUCUCGUCUGGCGGAUCGGCUCCUCUUCUCGACUGGUGCCGCCUCCGGCCCCACGUUCCUGCCCUACCCGGACCCGGCGGGACUCCUGGCUGCCGCACAGCACUAUUCGGCGGUGGCCGCGGCGGCCGCAGCGUCCAGCCACGCGGGGCUGCCACCGUCGGGUCUGUUCUUCUAUCCCUCGGCGGCAAAUCCUUUCGGGCUUACAACACUCAUGUCGCCGGAUAGAUUCAGCAAUAAGAAUAGCAGCAUCGCGGAUUUGAGACUGAAGGCCCAGAAGCAUGCGGCCGCACUCGGACUUUGAUGGGUGGAGGUGAUUGUUACUGACACGGAGAGGUAUCAUACAAGACAGGGGACUGACUGUGAUCCUCUCCUGUCUGCUUUUAACGAUACGAUUUGUAGAAUUGAAUUGAGAGAAAAUACGAUACGGGGCGGUUGUCCGGCAGCGACCAGGUGUAAUGUUUUAUUAUAAUGAAGACUAGAGUAUGGGAAUAAGACGCAAUGCUUCGCCAGUGUUAAAGGACCACUAAGUGCAAAACUUUAUUCUCACGGAAUGAAAAAUGCUGGUACUUUGACGUCAACAAAACAAGGAACGGGAUGAGCUAGGAACGAUAAAGGUACAUGGUAACACGUUAUAUUUUAGUUGAUGAGUAUCGUGUUCUUACAUUUCACACCAAUAUCGUCACAAUUAAUGAAAACCUUAAGCAAAAAAAUGAAAUUAAAGAAUUAUGUGAGAAUUUAUGAGCUGCACACUAAGAAGAACUGAAUGUCAAGUAGUUUGGUGAAGCCACGCGAAAUCAAAAACCCAAACAUGUGAAGAGAGGGGUCCUCUGUGUACAAAUAAGAAUGUGGUUCAAACGUACAAGCUACCAGUAGCACCGUAGUUCCUACGCUUAAGCUUUCUCAGCUAUACAUUACUAGACGUACGAGUAGUUCCUAUAACGCCAAUGGUGAUAGAACAGCUUACAGGUCAUUGCUGCUGCCGCCACUACUCCACAGCUUGAAAUGUGCAAUGGAAGUUGAUGGACUUCCCAGCUGGGCUUCCUCACUGUGUUGUGCACCGGACAGUGUUGCAUCUCGUGCUGGACAUCGGACUACUGUGCAGUUCUCGACAAGCAAUACGGGACCUGACGAGUAGAAGUACAUUUCUGUACUCGGCUCGCCUGCUUCAAGCCAACGUACACGGAAAGAGACGGGCUUGUAUGGAGCAAUUCAAGUUAUGAAACGCCCGUGUCCUUGUCGCACGAGAAUAAAAGAAAACACAUGCCUCGAAGCAUUGUGGUUCCAGAAAAAUCAACAAAGCGCACUAGCCUUUCUUAUACGACUUGCGCAUGAACGUUUAGCGUACCCUUUCUGUGGAUUGGAUUGGAAUGGAUUGGAUUUAAAGAUAGUAUGAA
This is a messenger RNA of Ornithodoros turicata, 2218 nucleotides long. RefSeq names its product short stature homeobox protein 2-like. The coding region runs from base 1 to 1125 and encodes 374 amino acids. The record is from RefSeq and is a predicted model, not a curated record. Gene Ontology annotation, molecular function: sequence-specific double-stranded DNA binding; DNA-binding transcription factor activity, RNA polymerase II-specific. Gene Ontology annotation, biological process: regulation of transcription by RNA polymerase II. NCBI's taxonomy places the organism in Eukaryota, Metazoa, Arthropoda, Arachnida, Ixodida, Argasidae. Gene Ontology annotation, cellular component: nucleus. The transcript is spliced from 4 exons.